Molecule: messenger RNA, 1111 nt
Organism: Nomia melanderi (Alkali bee)
Lineage: Eukaryota; Metazoa; Arthropoda; Insecta; Hymenoptera; Halictidae
Source: RefSeq, a predicted model, not a curated record
CUGUCGGUGAUCGUGCCACCUCAGGACGUGGACGUGGACUCGCGUGACGCCGACUCGGAGCUCCUCAGUCCGGGCAAGCUAACGCCGACGUCGGGGAUAAGCGUCUCGGUCGCGAGUAUGAUCGACGCGACGGACUUCAGGGCGAUGCAGCCGGAGCCGACCUAUCAGACACUGACCUCGGUCGCGGAGAGGAUGUCGCCGCCUGGCUUCAGCCCGGGCUCGUCGUACGCGACCCUAACGCCUUUGCAGCCGUUACCGCCGAUCUCGACGAUGAGCGACAAAUUCGUCUACAGCGCGCACACGGCCGGCGGUGUGACCGGCAGUUUCGCGGUCAUGCAGAACAACGGCCUCGGUAACAUCGGCCUCGGUAUGGGCAGCUCGCCGUACGCGUACGACAAGCUGCCGUCGAUGGGGAUGUCGCCGCCGCACAAUUAUCCUUCGCCCGGCGCUGGACUACAGCCGAGCCCUUUGUCGCCCCAGAGCGCCUACAGCCAGAGCGGGCUGAACUCGCCGCACAAGUCCGCGAGCCCGCACUACGAUCCGGCGUUUUUGCCGCGGCUACAACAGAGCCCGGCGGCGUUGAGCCCAUCCUCGCCGCCCGCGGUUUCCGCGACGGCAAGUUUCGCGCCCUCGCAUCAUUCGCCGCCCACGCACUCGGUACCAGCCGCGUCACCACCUCCCAUGCAGACUCAGCUGCAACAGCAACAGCAGCAGCAACAACAGCAGCAACAGCAGCAGCAGCAGCAGCAGCAACAGCAGCAGCAGCAGCAACAGUCGAUGACGCAGCAGACGAUAUCGCACACGCAGCACGUGCAGCACACGUCCGUCGUGAUGAAAACGGUGUCGUCCGCUGGGAACGGUGCCGGCGAGGUCGAGGAGAUCAACACGAAGGAGCUGGCGCAGAGGAUCAGCGCGGAGCUCAAGAGGUACAGCAUACCGCAGGCGAUAUUCGCCCAGAGGGUCCUGUGCCGUAGCCAGGGCACCCUCAGCGACCUGCUCCGUAACCCGAAACCCUGGUCGAAGCUGAAAAGCGGACGCGAGACGUUCCGACGGAUGUGGAAGUGGCUGCAGGAGCCAGAGUUUCAGAGAAUGUCGGCCUUGCGGCUAGCAG